Messenger RNA from Gekko japonicus, 4146 nucleotides. Its product is annotated as zinc finger protein 208-like. Gene Ontology annotation, biological process: negative regulation of transcription by RNA polymerase II. Lineage: Eukaryota; Metazoa; Chordata; Lepidosauria; Squamata; Gekkonidae. Bases 70 to 3711 code for a protein of 1213 amino acids. The record is from RefSeq and is a predicted model, not a curated record. Gene Ontology annotation, molecular function: DNA-binding transcription repressor activity, RNA polymerase II-specific. The transcript has 5 exons.
CACAAAGGAGAGAAGCUGAAUAAAAAUGUCAAGUUGGGAAAGAGCUUUGGGCAGACCUCAAACAUUUCUAUGUCGCCAACGCUCCAUGCAGGGGAGAUGCUGUACAGCUGCCCAGACUGCAGCAAAACCUUUAAGAUCAAAUCCAAUUUCGUGAAGCAUCGGGCGAUGCACGCCAAGGUGAAGCCCUACAGAUGUUCCGAGUGCGGGAAGAGCUUUGGACAGAGCGCGGGCCUGAUUUCCCACGAACGGGUUCACACGGGAGAGAAACCGUACAGAUGCUCGGAGUGCGGGAAGAGAUUCAGUCACAAACUGAGCCUCGAUAUCCACGAGCGCGUCCACAGGGGGGAGAGGCCCUAUCAGUGCUCGGAGUGUAGCAAGAGCUUUUGCGACAAAUCGAACCUGACCAAGCACAAGAGAAUCCACACGGGGGAGAAACCCUACCAGUGCUCGGAGUGCGGGAAGAGCUUCAAUCGGAGCACAGCCCUCACUUCGCAUCAGAGAACCCACACGCAGGAGAAGCCGUACGAAUGCUCCGAGUGCGGGAGAAGCUUCAGUCAGCGCGCAACCCUUCUGUCGCACCAGAGAAUUCAUAUGGCAGAAAAUCCAUUGAAAUGCCUGCAAUGUGGAAAAGCCCUUCAUCAGACUUCACACCUUUCUGUACAUCAAAGAAGCCACACAGGGGAGAAAACAUAUAAGUCUUUGGAGUGUGGGAAAAGCUGCAGUCAGAGUAGAUUACUUACUUCCCUUCAAAGAAUUCACACAGGAGGAAAACCAUGUAAAAGCCAGGACUGUGGGAAAAGGAUUAGACAGAGUGGUCAUGUUUCUGUUCAUGAUAGAAUUCACACAGGGGAGAAAAGAUAUAAAUGCCUGGUGUGUGGAAAAAGAUUCACUCUCAGUACGACCCUUACACUCCAUCAGAAAAUUCACACAGGAGAGAAACCAUAUAAAUGCCAGGUGUGUGGGAAAAGCUUCAGUUACUAUAAUUACCUUACUUCCCAUCAAAGAAUCCAUACAGGGGAGAAACCAUAUAAAUGCCAGGAGUGUGGGAAAAGCUUCCGUUGGCCUGGAAACCUUAGUUCCCAUCGAAGAAUUCACUGCAGGGAGAAAAGAUUUAAAUGCCUGGUGUGUGGAAAAAGAUUCACUCACAGUACAAGCCAUAAACUCCAUCAAAGAAUUCACACGGGAGAGAAACCAUAUAAAUGCCAGGAGUGUGGAAAAAGCUUCCCUUUCAGUGCAAGCCUUACUUUCCAUCAAAUAAUUCAUACAGGGGAGAAGACAUAUAAAUGUUUGGAGUGUGGAAAAAGUUUCGCUUACCCUGGAAAGCUUACUUCCCAUCAAAGAAUUCACACAGGGGAGAAACCAUAUCAAUGCCAGGUGUGUGGGAAAAGCUUCAGUCACAGUGGCAACCUUACUGUCCAUCAAAGAAUUCAUACAGGGGAAAAAAGAUAUAAAUGCCAGGAGUGUGGAAAAAGCUUCACUUCCAAUGGAGAGCUUCAUUCCCAUCAAAGAAUUCACACAGGGGAGAAACCAUAUAAAUGCCAAGAGUGUGGACAAAGUUUCCGUCACAGGGGAUAUCUGACUGUCCAUCAAAGGAUUCACACAGGGGAGAAACCAUAUAAAUGCCUGGAGUGUGGAAAAGGCUUCAUUCACAGUGCAAACCUUACUGCUCAUCAAAGAAUUCACACAGGAGAGAAACCGUAUAAAUGCCUGGAGUGUGGGAAAAGCUUCAGUCGCCCUGGAAACCUUAGUUCCCAUAGAAGAAUUCACACCGGGGAGAAAAGAUUUAAAUGCCUGGUGUGUGGAAAAAGCUUCACUCAGAGUAUGAGCCUUACACUCCAUCAAAGAAUUCAUACAGGAGAGAAACCGUAUAAAUGCCAGGAGUGUGGAAAAAGCUUCCCUUGCAGUGGACGCCUUACUGUCCAUCAAAGAAUUCACACAGGGGAGAAACCAUAUAAAUGCCAAGAGUGUGGUCAAAGCUUUGCUUACCGUGGAUACCUGACUGUCCAUCAAAGAAUUCACACAGGGGAGAAACCAUAUAAAUGCCAAGAGUGUGGUCAAAGCUUUGCUUACCGUGGAUACCUGACUGUCCAUCAAAGAACUCACACAGGGGAGAAACCAUAUCAAUGCCAGGAGUGUGGAAAAAGAUUCACUCACAGUAGCAACUUUACUCUCCAUCAGAGAAUUCACACAGAGGAGAAGAAAUAUAAAUGUCUGGAGUGUGGGAAAAGCUUCCGUUUGCCUGGAACCCUUGCAUCCCAUCAAAGGAUUCACACAGGGGAGAAACCAUAUAAAUGCCAAGAGUGUGGACAAAGUUUCCGCCGUAGUGGAGACCUGAGUGUCCAUCAAAGAAUUCACACAGGAGAGAAACCAUAUAAAUGCCGGGAGUGUGGGAAAAGCUUCAGUCGCAGUCAUCACCUUACUUCCCAUCAACGAACACACACAGGGGAGUAUCCAUAUAAAUGCCUGGAGUGUGGGAAAAGCUUCAGUCGCAGGAAUUACCUUACUUCCCAUCAAAGAAUUCACACAGGAGAAAAACCAUAUAAAUGCUUGGAGUGUGGACAAAGUUUCACUCGCAGUAGAUACCUUACUGCCCAUCAAAGAGUUCACACAGGGGAGAAACCAUAUAAAUGCCAGGAGUGUGGAAAAAGCUUCAGUCACAGUGCAAAUCUUUCUGUGCACCAAAGAAUUCACACAGGGGAAAAAAGAUAUAAAUGCCUGGUGUGUGGGAAAAGCUUCACUCAGAAUGAGAGCCUUACACUCCAUCAAAGAACUCACACAGGAGAGAAACCGUAUAAGUGCCAGGAGUGUGGGAAAAGCUUUACUUGCACUGGAAGCCUUACUGUCCAUCAAAGAAUUCACACAGGGGAGAAACCAUACAAAUGUGAACAGUGUGGACAAAGUUUUCGUCUUAGAGGACUCCUGACUGUCCAUCAAAGAGUUCACACAGGGGAGGAACCAUAUAAAUGCUUGGAGUGUGGACAGAGCUUCACUCGCAGUGGAUACCUUACUGUCCAUCAAAGAAUUCACAAAGGGGAGAAACCAUAUAAAUGCCAGGAGUGUGGAAAAAGCUUCAGUCACAGUUCAAACCUUUCUGCACACCAAAGAAUUCACACAGGGGAGAAAAGAUAUAAAUGCUUGGUGUGUGGGAAAAGCUUCAUUCAGAGUAACAGCCUUAUACGCCAUCAAAGAACUCACACAGGAGAGAAACCGUAUAAAUGCCAGGAGUGCGGGAAAAGCUUCACUUGCAGUGGAAGCCUUACUAUCCAUCAAAGAAUUCACACAGGGGAAAAACCAUAUAAAUGCGAAGAGUGUGGACAAAGUUUCCGUCUUAGAGGAGUCCUGACUGUCCAUCAGAGAAUUCACACAGGGGAAAAACCAUAUAAAUGCAAAGAGUGUGAACAAAGCUUCACUCGGAGUGGAUACCUUACUGUCCAUCAAAGAACUCACACAGGUGAGAAACCAUAUAAAUGCCAGGAGUGUGGGAAAAGUUUCAGUUCCAAUGGCAAAUUCCAUCAAAGGAUUCACACAGGGGAGAAACCAUAUAAAUGCCAAGAGUGUGGACAAAGUUUCCGGCGUAGUGGAGACCUGACUGUCCAUCAAAGAGUUCACACAGGAGAGAAACCAUAUAAAUGCCUGGAGUGUGGGAAAAGCUUCCAUCAGAGUUCACAACUUACUUGCCAUCAAAGAACUCAUUCAGGAGAGAAACCGUAAAAAUUCUCGGAGUGUAGAAAAACAUUGCAUCAUGGGUUGUCCAGACACUGUUUGAACUUACAGGAGCAGAAUAAUUCCUUCAUUCUUGCCUUCUGGAUCUGUAUGAUGAAAUGGCCAAGCCAAGACCCAAGACCAUUACUCAAGCAACAAACUCUGUGGAUCAGGUGAUGGAACUGCGAGAGGUCCAAGGGAGAAAGUUUGUUAGGGCAGACAGCCAUUUUAAAGGAAUGGGCUGCAGUUCAGUUGUCCAUGGCCAAGGUUCAGCAACUUGCAGCUGAUAUUGUGAGGCCCUUCAGGAGAACUAAGUAGAUUCUGACAGUAUUGAAUUUAUACUAAAAAUGCAGAAGUGGUAACCCUUUUGUCCACAGAAGACCCUAUAGUGGCAAAUGCCUUACUUGAUUUCUUGAAUUUCCUGCAUUGUGCAGGGGGUUUGAC